CAAAUGGAUUAGAUCAGCAUGGGAGAACAAACAGAUAAGAAGUAGGAGCUGAAUUACUGUAAUUUCAAAGAAGCCAGAGAAAAGGUAUAUUUCACCAUCUCACAAAUGGAAGUAUAAGAGACUUUGUACAAAAUAUAUGUGAAAAUGGAAACCUCAUCUUUACUAUCAUCCCUACAUGAUGAAUGCAGAUCAGACAACUUUAUUGAGCCUCAUUACAAGGAAUGGUACCGAGUAGCUAUUGAUGCUCUAAUUGAAGGAGGUUUAGAAGCCUACAAAGAAUUUCUUUCGAAAGAGAGAUGUUCAGAGUUCCUUGCAGAUGAGGAAAUUGAUUAUAUUUUGAACAAUGUUCAUAAACUUCCCCAAAACACAGUUUAUUCCUCUAACAAUGCCAUUGAUGACACCUCUUCCUCGGGAACCUACUGGCCUAUUGAAUCAGAUGUGGAAGCUCCAAAUCUUGACUUAGGUUGGCCCUACCUGAUGCCUGGAAUUUCUGGUGGCACAAAUAUCGAUCUGCUGUUUCAUCCCCCACGAGCACAGCCUUACACCAUAAAGGAAACUAUUCGGAAGAUGAUACGAGAUGCAAGAAAGUAGGACUUGGCUUGGUUGGCAUACUUUGGUCUUUUUCAACUGCUGCUCCAGAGCUACUAAUGUAUCUACUGAAAGGUAAAGAAGGAAAACAGAGUUAAGUCUGUUGCCAAGGCCAGCUCCGAUUUGUGAGAUCCCGAAACAUCAUGAGGAAAUACUGUUUCCAGUCCUUUUCCACUUCUGCUUAGCUAUUUCGUUUAUAUGCCAUCCAGACCCUCUCCAAUUGACUCUCAAGAGCUGUCUAGUUAAAUGUCUUUUUAGGCAGUAUGUCUACUCUGAAUUUGGCUUGGCAGAAAAGUAAGUGUGAUUCUUACCUCUUUUUGAAAAGGAAGUUUAUUCUGUAUUACAUUAGCUCUCUCAUAAGGCUGUGUCAUUCUCA
This is a messenger RNA of Centrocercus urophasianus (Greater sage-grouse), 964 nucleotides long. RefSeq names its product family with sequence similarity 83 member B (gene SACK1B). The coding region runs from base 145 to 591 and encodes 148 amino acids. Gene Ontology annotation, biological process: epidermal growth factor receptor signaling pathway. Gene Ontology annotation, cellular component: cytoplasm; membrane. The record is from RefSeq and is a predicted model, not a curated record. NCBI's taxonomy places the organism in Eukaryota, Metazoa, Chordata, Aves, Galliformes, Phasianidae. The transcript is spliced from 3 exons.